Messenger RNA from Cucumis melo (muskmelon), 276 nucleotides. RefSeq names its product protein PXR1-like. The coding region runs from base 1 to 276 and encodes 91 amino acids. NCBI's taxonomy places the organism in Eukaryota, Viridiplantae, Streptophyta, Magnoliopsida, Cucurbitales, Cucurbitaceae. The transcript has a single exon. The record is from RefSeq and is a predicted model, not a curated record.
AUGGCAGGAAUAAUGAAGAAGAUCAAAGAAACAGUGCAGAGCCAUAAGAAGCAACACGAUGGGGAGAAUGGAGCUGAAGGAGGUGGGAUUGUGGAGAAGAUGAAGGAGAAGAUCCAUGGUUACAAAGAGAAAAACAAAGAGAAGAAGAAGCAAAGGAAGGAGAGGAAGGAGAAAAAAGAAAAAGAGAAGGAGAAAAAAGCCAAAGAAAAAGCAGAAGAAGAUGGUGGCGAAAGCAGCGAUGGCGAUAGCGACGACAGUGGCGGUGGGAGCGACUAA